Messenger RNA from Cryptococcus wingfieldii CBS 7118, 1605 nucleotides. Its product is annotated as aldehyde dehydrogenase (NAD+). Gene Ontology annotation, molecular function: aldehyde dehydrogenase (NAD+) activity. Gene Ontology annotation, cellular component: cytoplasm. The coding region runs from base 1 to 1605 and encodes 534 amino acids. The record is from RefSeq and is a predicted model, not a curated record. Gene Ontology annotation, biological process: aldehyde metabolic process. The transcript has 10 exons. Lineage: Eukaryota; Fungi; Basidiomycota; Tremellomycetes; Tremellales; Cryptococcaceae.
AUGUCGGGCUUCCCAGAACACGUCAACACCUCACUCGCUCAAAUCGACGCUCUAUACGAAACGCUCAACAAGAGAUUCGCGUCAGGUGCGACUCAGACACUUGCUUACAGACUCUACAACCUCAAACAGCUCGGUCACUUGGUCAAUGACAAUCUCGAGCGUAUCCAGGCGGCGGUCGAGAAGGAUAUUGGCAAGGGUGGCUUCGAUGUGCUCAAUGGCGACCUUUGGAUUAUCUUUAAUGAAAUUGAACUCGCUGUGAGAAAGGUUGAGACAUGGAUGAAGGACGAAGGUCGAAUGGGCGACGCUUUGCUCUCAAUGCAGUCCAUGCGUCCUCGAGUGAGAAAGCAGCCCAAGGGUGUCGCCUUGAUCAUCAGUACUUGGAACUUUCCCUGGCAGCUCUCUCUCAACCCUCUUGUGGGAGCUAUAGCCGCCGGAUGCCCGGCCAUCGUCAAACCUUCGGAGCACGCACCUACUUCUUCUGCCCUUCUGGCCGAGCUUCUGCCCAGAUACCUCGAUCCCGAGGCCUAUGGUGUUGUGUUGGGGGCCGCGGACGAGAGCAAAGCACUUUUGCAGAAGGGUUGGGGACACAUCCUUUACACGGGAGGUGGUGAGGUUGGCAAAAUUGUCGCCAAGGCUGCAGCAGAGACUCUGACCCCAUCUACUUUGGAGCUCGGAGGCAAGAGCCCUGUCAUCAUCUCCCCCUGCGCCGACCUCAAAAUUGCUGCUAGGCGAAUGUUCAGUAUCAAAGUCAUGACCGCGGGCCAGAUGUGUGUGGCCCCCGAUUAUGUGCUUUGCCCCAAGGACCGAGUGGAUGAGUUUAUCGCAGCGUGCAGGCAGACCCUCGAUGAGUUCUACCCUCCUUACCCAUCCCCAUCCUCGCUCCUCAACUCCCCUCAUACAUCUUCGCUUCGUAACGCGUCUGAUUACGCCCGCAUCGCUGACUAUGUGGACAAGGCGGAGCAGGAGGGCAAGCUCGUCUACAAGGGGGAAAGGGACGAGACCAAGAGGCGCUUCGGUGUUUCGUUGAUCCGGCUCAAUGACGGAGGAGUUGGCGAGUCGGGUGGGGUGGCGGAUGAGGAGAUCUUUGGCCCUAUAGUGGCUAUUGUUCCCGUCGAUGACGUCGACGCUGCUAUCAAAUACGUCAAUGCUCGCCCCCACCCUCUCGCUCUCUACGUCUGCUCGUCCAAGCGUUCCGUCUUCACAAAAGUCAUCAGCGAGACCACCAGCGGCUCUGCUACCUGGAAUGACUUUGGCUUUGCCACUUUCGCCCGAAACAUCCCCUUCGGUGGUGUUGGUGCUAGUGGCUGGGGCAACUAUCACGGUGUAGACGGCUUCAACACCUUCACCCACCAGAAAGCGAUCCUCGAGAUCCCGUACCUCUUUGAACCGCUCAUGGCUGUGAGGUACCCUCCGCUUUCAAGUUUCAAAAAGACCUUGAUUACAUGGAUGAUGUUCUCGGGGAUGCCGUAUGGGAGGCCAAAGUCUGUAGAAGAUGAGGCGAGGAGGCUGUGGAAGAAGAAGUGGGGAUGGAGGGCGGUGUGGGGGGUUGGAUUGAUCCUGGGUGCGGGAGCGUUUGCUCAGAAGGGGAGGUUUCUAAAGAAUUAG